Molecule: messenger RNA, 318 nt
Organism: Emiliania huxleyi CCMP1516
Lineage: Eukaryota; Haptophyta; Isochrysidales; Noelaerhabdaceae
Exons: 3
Coding region: 1-318 (105 amino acids)
Source: RefSeq, a predicted model, not a curated record
AUGCCCCGCGAGGAGCUCAAACAGUACCUCAAGGAGUAUUCGACGGAGAGCGGCCAGAAGCUCUUUGCCGCCGCCAACGUGGACAUGCUCGAGCACCUUCCCAUGUCCACCGUCUACGAGGCGUCCAAGAGCAGCGCCAAGUGGGAGCCGGCUAAGAAGGCCGAGACCGAGGCGGCGGCGUCGGCCAAGAAGUCGAGCGGCGCCGCACCGUGGUACAAGCCGGCGCGGCGGGCGCUGGGAGCCUAUUCACAGAGGGCUAAACGGGUAGGUAGGGCGUUUUGGCGCGACUCAGUGCCGACAGACCCCCUAUCUGGGUAG